AUGGAUGAAGAGUACGAUUACGUUGUGCUUGGUACCGGCCUGACGGAGUGUAUCCUGUCCGGUCUGCUGUCCGUCGAGGGCAAGAAAGUGCUGCACAUGGACAGGAAUGACUACUACGGAGGUGACAGCGCAUCUCUGAACCUUACACAACUGUACCGCAAGUUCCGCCCCGACCAGACGCCUCCGACCGAGCUCGGCCGCGACCGCGACUACGCCGUCGACUUGGUACCCAAGUUCAUUAUCGCAUCCGGCGAGCUCACCAAGAUCCUCGUCCACACCGAUGUCACGCGCUACCUCGAGUUCAAGCAGAUCGCUGGCUCCUUCGUCUUCCGCGACGGCAAGAUCUCCAAGGUCCCCAGUACCGAGAUGGAGGCUGUCCGUAGCCCGCUCAUGGGUAUCUUCGAGAAGCGCAGGGCGAAGAAGUUCUUUGAGUUCUUGCAGAACUGGAAGGAUGAGGACCCUGCUACCCACCAGGGCAUCAACCUCGACAAGGACACGAUGAAGACGGUGUACGAGAAGUUCGGUCUCGAGCCGGGUACUCAGGACUUCAUCGGCCACGCCAUGGCCCUCUACUUGGACGACGACUACAAGACGAAGCCCGCGCGCCCUGCAUACGAGCGUAUCGUCUUGUACACCUCGUCUAUGGCCCGCUACGGCAAAUCACCAUACAUCUACCCUCUCUACGGUCUCGGCGAACUCCCGCAGGCUUUCGCACGUCUAUCAGCCAUUUACGGUGGCACGUACAUGCUUGACAAGCCCGCACACGAGAUCGUGACGGAUGCCGAUGGCAAGUUCGUCGGUGUUCGCUCAGGAGACGAGGUCGUCAAGGCCAAGGGUGUCGUCGGUGACCCGAGCUACUUCGGUGCCGGUGCCGGCGACGGUGGCAAGGUCCGCGUAGUCGAGGAGGGCAAGGUCAUCCGUGCGAUCUGCAUCCUCAAGCAUCCCAUUCCCGGAACCGAGGACUCGGACAGCGCGCAGAUCAUCAUUCCUCAGAACCAGGUCAACCGCAAGAACGACAUCUACGUCGCUUGCGUCUCGUCUACGCACAAUGUCUGCGCGAAGGACGUCUACAUCGCCAUUGUCAGCACCAUCGUCGAGACUGACAAGCCUGAGCUCGAGAUCGCACCGGGUCUCCAGCUUCUCGGUCCCAUCUACGACAAGUUCGUCUCCAUCACUUCGACCUACACCCCGACGUCGGACGGCAAGUCGGACAACAUCUUCAUCACCAAGUCCUACGACGCGACCUCGCACUUCGAGACUGUCGUCGAGGACGUUCAGGACGUGUGGCAGCGCAUCAUGGGCGCGCCGCUCGUGCUCAAGAAGCGCGAAAACGUGGAGGUUCAGUAG
This is a messenger RNA of Peniophora sp. CBMAI 1063, 1347 nucleotides long. The record is from the annotation of a GenBank genome assembly. NCBI's taxonomy places the organism in Eukaryota, Fungi, Basidiomycota, Agaricomycetes, Russulales, Peniophoraceae.